Ctenocephalides felis (cat flea) is the source of this 1488-nucleotide messenger RNA. Its product is annotated as TRPL translocation defect protein 14-like. NCBI's taxonomy places the organism in Eukaryota, Metazoa, Arthropoda, Insecta, Siphonaptera, Pulicidae. The coding region runs from base 182 to 1438 and encodes 418 amino acids. Gene Ontology annotation, biological process: photoreceptor cell maintenance. Gene Ontology annotation, molecular function: GTP binding; phosphatidic acid binding; phosphatidylinositol binding. The record is from RefSeq and is a predicted model, not a curated record. The transcript is spliced from 12 exons.
UAUGUCAAUGAUGUGAUGUUGUACAACCUCAAACUAUUAAUUAAUUCUAUUUGUGAUAUAAAUAAAUCUAUAAUAAUGUCUAAAUGUGAUUAAAUGCCAAUGAUUUAUUUUAUAAUGCACAGUUUAAUAAUAAGCGAGUGAUAUUAUUCAAGAAUAAAAUAGAAGAAGGAUUAGAAUCGUCAUGGAUCCUGAAAAACGUGUAUAUAAAAUAGUACUUACAGGAGGGCCAUGUGGUGGAAAAACAACAGGUCAAUCAAGAUUGAGCACUUUUUUUGAAAAUUUAGGAUGGAAGGUUUUUCGUGUACCUGAAACAGCAACAGUUCUAUUGAGCGGUGGCAUAAAAUUCUCUGAUCUAUCAGAAGAUGAAGCUCUCAAAUUUCAAGAAAACCUCCUCAGAACGAUGCUCCAGAUUGAAGACACAUUCUUCGAGCUGGGCAACAGUUGCAAGAGGAAUUGUCUUAUCAUAUGUGAUAGGGGUGCCAUGGAUGCAAGUGCUUUUAUAUCUCGCGAUAAAUGGGAACAGAUGAUGUUGGCAAACGAGUGGAAUAGUGUAGAGCUCAGAGAUAAUCGGUAUAAUCAAAUUAUACAUAUGGUAUCUGCUGCUAAAGGAGCUGAGCAGUUCUAUUCGACCGAAGAACAUGUUUGCAGAUCAGAAGGUGUGGAUGUUGCUAGAUUGCUUGAUGACAAGGCAGCUGCAGCCUGGGUGGGUCAUCCUUAUUUUGAUGUCAUUGAUAAUUCUACAGAUUUCGAAGCUAAAAUGAAUCGUAUGAUUGAAAGUAUCUGUGUCAAGAUUGGAAUUGACACAGGAGAUCGUCUCAGAGUGAAUUCAAGAAAACUCAAAUUUCUUGUGUCAGGUCCAUUGCCAGAUGAGUCUGUUUUUCCUCCUUUCCAAGAUUUCGAUGUCGUCCACAAUUAUCUGCAAGCUAGUGGACCACGAGUUCAAGCUAGGUUGAGAAAACGUGGUCAGAGGGGACAUUGGAGUUAUAUUCAUACGAUACGCAGACCAAAGGUUCAUGGUCAAUCUGUAGAAGUGAAGACACAAAUAACCCAUCGAGAUUAUAUUAAUCUACUCUCUCAAAGAGACGAUGCCCAUUUCACUAUUUAUAAAAAGAGGAGGUGUUUUCUGGUGAACAAUCAGUAUUAUCAACUUGAUAUCUAUCGUGAACCAAGUCAUCCAAGGUGUAAAGGUCUUAUGUUACUUGAGACUUAUACAGCCCUGGCUGAUGACCAAUUAGCAAAAACUCUACCCAAAUUUUUGCAAAUUGAACGUGAAGUCACUGGAAAUCCUGAUUAUUCUAUGUUCAAUCUGUCUUUGAAAGAGGAAUGGACAGAUACUAAACAUUUUUGCCGCUCCUUACUUAAUGGUGUCUCAUCAAAAGACGAUUCAUUAAACAAUCAUAUAAAAAAUAACUGCAAAAUAGUAAAUGGUAAAACUUGAGAAUCAAGUUAAAAUAAAUGUGGUCCAGAUAGUUAUAUAUUUAAUACAUA